UUAGAAACUUAUGGAACAAUAAUCUGAUAUUGUCAAGAGAACGUGAAAGAAAGAGCCGAAGAUACGUUCAUAACAGAUAACAGACUGAGAUAACAAAUUGCUAACUUUUGUCAGAGAGAAUUAGCAAUAAAUCAGGCCACCAGCAGUCGCCUCUAGCCCCUUAUUGAAGAUAAUGUUUCAUGGGACCAUGUAGAUCACACGCUACUGCCACAUGCAGGUUGAUACUCAUCAUCCUACUGCUGCACCCUGCCUCUUUAUCCGCUGUAGAACCAGUGUCUUGUAAUGAUGUGAGGAUAGAAAACGGAGCUGUAUACAGAACCACUGACUCAUUGCUCAGAACCACGCUGUUGGUGCAGUGCCAUCACAACUACUUAUUACUUCCACCUGACGGAUCUCUGCUAAGAUGUGAAGGUGGUUUUAUAACUCCACCUCUUCCACAAUGUGUAGAAACAAAGCACUGUAAUUAUACCUGCAAUCUGAACCAUACUGGUCACUGUACACCUAGUGAUCAAAAACAAUUCAAACCAGGUGAAACCGUAACGUCCGUAUGUGAGGAUGAUUACUCCCUGAACUCGGAUCUUGAUACUCGAACAUGUGGAGUUGAUGGGAACUGGGACCUCGAGCAGCAGCCUCUUUGCGUCUUGUCAGGUAAUUCGUGUGAGAUCACAGCAGCAAAUGCUACUGCGUACUUUCUGGAUCCCCUACACACUGCUAAAGAGGUGCCACAUGGCACUGAAGUAAAGGUACAGUGUAAGAGCGGCUACAAAACUGAUGGUACCAUCAAUAUUAACUGUGUGGAUGGAGAAUUCGAUAAAUUCCUUGGAGGCCUAUGUUAUUAUGAGGGAGUGAACAUGGAGCUCACAUUCUCGUACACUAAGGAUGAUAAAAUACACAGCGACACUUCAAAUGGAACCCAGAUAUCUUUUGAGAAAGGCGAGAACGUGUCGUUGACGUGUACAGUGCACUCCAAGACACCGGACGGACUUCCUUACCCGGAAGUGACAUGGUUGUAUCCCUCUAGACUAAGGGACUACGUGGACUAUCAUGAUGGGGACGCUUUCAUACAGGACGAUUAUAUUAAAAGUCUCAAACAAGAUUACAGUAUAAAAGUGGAUGGAGAGACACACAAAGCAGUGGGUAUUCUGAGUAUCAGUCCUACUAUGGAGGUGCACACUGGAGAGUAUACGUGUGUUGUUAAAAUUGUCAACUACACUGACCACUCUGAGACUACGAUAAAGAUAAAGCCUGAUUUUGUGAUAGCCAUGUACUUCCUGUUGAUUAUACCGGUGGUGCUGUUUAUAAUAGUUCACUGUUUCUACCGUAAAGCUACACUCAGUCCUUUUCCUGCUCCAAACAAACUCACUAAAGAUAUGAUGCAGGAAGUGGAUAAGAAGAAGAAGUUGGAGGAAAUGAAAGCAAACCCAGCGUAUCAGCACAUUCAAGUAAUGGGAGCAGGGGAGAAGAACCACAGGGGCCGGAGAGGAGCAGUGCUUGACAUAUGAGAUCAUAUGGGUAAUGGGAACUGUGAAGUAUACACAUUGCUACCGGACACAGGUCACAGACCUGACACCAAUAACGAAUAGUUCAACAUGGGGUUCAUCAUUGUCACUUUGAGGGGAGUUUGAUAGGUGCUGCUUAAAUGGGUCAAUAAACGGGACGUCGGGCACAAUGGGGAAUAAAACGUUUGUGACCUUUGAGAUCUUUUAAAUGAUAAUCUUGUUAUGAAUUUCUGUGAACCGUUCAUUCUAAAGCACCAGUUUUAGAAUGAAUAUGAAGUGGUCAGGAGUAAAGUUAUUUUUUAGCUCAAAGCCUUUUUCAGAAAAAAAGUUUCAAUAUAAACACGGGUAUUGAUAUUCUAAUUUCUAAUUAUAAUCUACAUGAUUUUAAUUAUUUUGUUUUGCACAAUGUUUUGUUUUUUUGACAGCGCUGAAUUUCUGUGCGUCAUCUGGCGAAUUCUUCAUCAACAUAUUCUUUGAGAGAUUAUUUUGUGUUAACUGCAUUUAAAUAUGAAAUAAACUUAGGUAUUCGCUUUGUUUUUUCUUUCUGGUUAAACUUGUAAUUAUUUAACAGAUGUUUUAUCGACAAAAAAGA
This is a messenger RNA of Bolinopsis microptera, 2091 nucleotides long. RefSeq lists its product as uncharacterized. Lineage: Eukaryota; Metazoa; Ctenophora; Tentaculata; Lobata; Bolinopsidae. Bases 180 to 1502 code for a protein of 440 amino acids. The record is from RefSeq and is a predicted model, not a curated record. The transcript is spliced from 11 exons.